This is a messenger RNA of Glycine soja, 1351 nucleotides long. Its product is annotated as short-chain dehydrogenase TIC 32, chloroplastic-like. The transcript is spliced from 8 exons. The record is from RefSeq and is a predicted model, not a curated record. The coding region runs from base 85 to 1056 and encodes 323 amino acids. NCBI's taxonomy places the organism in Eukaryota, Viridiplantae, Streptophyta, Magnoliopsida, Fabales, Fabaceae.
AUAUUCCUAGACAAGGCUUCAUUUGUGUCACAACUCAGAAAGGAAAGCUUUGAGGUUUCUUCCGCAUUUUAGAGUGGUGAGAGGAUGGUGGGUGUUAUUUCGUUGGUAACAGGGAUGGCUGGUCCUAGUGGGUUUGGAUCAGCUUCCACUGCAGAACAGGUUACUGAUGGAAUUGAUGCCAGCAACCUCACUGCAAUUAUCACAGGAGGAGCAAGUGGUAUAGGCUUGGAGACAGCAAGAGUGUUGGCUCUUCGAAAGGUCCAUGUGAUCAUUGCAGUUCGGAACAUGGUGUCUGCAAAGGAGGCUAAACAACAAAUACUAGAGGAGAAUGAGUCUGCACGAGUGGACGUAAUGAAGCUCGACCUUUGCUCAGUGAAUUCUAUUACAUCAUUUGUGGACAACUUCAUAGCUCUUGAUCUUCCUCUCAACAUUUUAAUAAACAAUGCUGGAGUAAUGUUCUGCCCAUUCAAGCUCUCAGAGGAUGGCAUUGAGAUGCAAUUUGCAACAAACCAUCUUGGUCAUUUCCACUUGACAAACCUGCUUCUUGACAAAAUGCAACAAACUGCAAAAGCCACUGGAAUAGAGGGCAGGAUCAUAAAUCUGUCAUCAAUUGCCCAUAACUACACUUAUAGAAAGGGGAUUAGAUUUAAUAAGAUCAAUGAACGAAAAGGUUAUGGUAACAAGAAGGCGUAUGGGCAGUCCAAGUUAGCAAACAUAUUACAUACAAAUGAGCUUUCUCGUCGCCUGCAGGAAGAGGGUGUGAAUAUCACAGCCAACUCGGUCCAUCCAGGAGUGAUAAUGACUCCUCUUAUGAGACACUCAUCUUACCUUAUGCAUUUCUUAAAGGUCUUCACCUUUUACAUAUGGAAGAACGUCCCCCAGGGAGCAGCCACGACAUGCUAUGUUGCUCUCCACCCAAGCGUGAAAGGUGUAACUGGGAAGUACUUUGUGGAUUGCAAUCAAUGCAAACCAAGUUCACACGCCAAAAACAAACAGCUUGCAAAGAAACUCUGGGAUUUCAGUAACGAUUUGAUCAAAUCAAUUUCGAAAGCUUGAGUGCACUUGCAGCUAGGUGGUUUUCUCCUUAGGGAAAUUAAAAGCCUUCGUUGUGGUCACCAGUUUAUGAAAACUAGCUCGUUAUGCAAUAAAAAGCACGUUACAGUUAUAGUUAUAAUUUGUCGUUGUCUGAGGAUGUUUCCAAACAUUUUAUUCCCCACUGAACCACCAGGAGGUGUUUCAUUUCUUUUCAUCCAAACAUUUCUGUAUCAAACGUUUCGUUUCAUCCAUAAGUUAGUUGUGUAGUUACAAUCAAAUAAAAUUGUUUGCAAUUUACUGGCUUAUGUUUAUACCA